Molecule: messenger RNA, 1197 nt
Organism: Cylindrotheca closterium
Lineage: Eukaryota; Bacillariophyta; Bacillariophyceae; Bacillariales; Bacillariaceae
Source: the annotation of a GenBank genome assembly
AUGAAUCAGCUACCAGUGGAUCUGUUGUUCGAGAUUGUCGAUUAUUUGAAUCCAAAAGAACGGCAACGGUUCGCGGAAACGAAUCUCUGUCAUCGGUAUCUUUUCCCCCUCCCAUUGAUUCUCAAAAUAACGUCCAAGUCUAGUGGAUCCGCCCUGCAGGAACGAUUCUUUGUAUCCUCUCGCAACGAUCCGCAAACCAUGCUCUUGGAUCACGAAGAAUUGAUAUUUGAACAAGAUUAUCUGUUUUGGGCUUUUGAUUACGAACGAGGAAAUCGAGUCUAUUUGAGUCGACACGGCCAAAAGCUUUUGAAUACAGAAUACACACAAUACAUGUUCACCAUGGGGCUGAGACCAAAACAUCCAACCCAGUUUGUCCGGAUCAAGGGCGGUGAAGCGGGCACCAAAGUUGGUUUGGAAGACAGCAUCGGACUGGACAUUGGAGGCACCUCCAACAUAAAACACACGCCCGAUUCCAAAGAUCGAAUGUAUCUGUCAUCGCAAGCCUUGACAAUGGGUGCCUUGUGGUAUGCUAUACAACAAAAGUGGGGAAAUUAUGAGAAAUUGCAACUCUACAAGUGUCAAAACUAUCAUGCUCAAAAACAUUGCACGGCCACAACCAUCACUAAUAAUCAUAAGCAUCAUCAGCAUCAUCAGCAUCAUGGCCAGCCGCAGGACGACCGAGCGACACCCUUGAUCAUCCAUGCCAUUCCCGACAUUUGCGACGGACUUUGUUCACUCUACAGCCCGAAAAGUCUAAAAGAUGGACGAGCUGCCUGCGAACUCCAUCACAUCAAUAUCAAAUUUCAUUUCUGGGUCCUUGGUGGUCUUUUGUGUUUCAAAGCAAACAUGUCGUCAGUUCCAUUUGCCUUUGGAGUGCCCAUGUUGGAGGAGGAUAAGGCUGGUGGAAUCAAGGAUCCUACUGUCGAUUGUCUCAAGGUACUAUUGAAAAAGAACUCUUCGAGGUGGUGGGCCGUCAAGCAUUACAUGUCGGUUGCGGCGAGCAUUCAAAGCGGAAAUGUCAUUAAGAUUGAAGAUUUCAUGCGGACGGUCAAGGAUCACGAGGACCAUACCAUAAUACGAGACGACUCCAAGAAUCUCGUUUACAUUCAGGUUCAAGAUGCCGUUGUGGAGAAUGGAAUUGCGGACCAUCCAAAGAACGAAAAUGAAGUUUGGGAAUUUAUGUUUUGUGGAUCAUAA